AGAAAUAUUUGAAAACUAAACAAAACUCAAUAAAAAUAUCAAAAAAAUUGCUGAAUGAAAUGCCUGAUUCUUGUGUAUCAAGCAAUGAAUAUCCCUCAAUCUUGACUUCUGAUAAUUCGAAAAUCAAUGCAAAUUGUAGAUGUGUGUCAAGAGACAGUAGCUCUGAAAAUUCAUCAGAAUUCCAAUUUCCACGAUCUGAAAAAAAACAUUAUCUAAACUAUGAAAAAUUUAAAGCGAUCCUUCAGCAAUCGAGUACCAAAAGUGGAGACAAUCUGUAUGACCAUUUAGUUGCAAUUAUAAAACGUAUAAUCGAUGAACGUCCAAUAAAUGUCAUCGAUUAUUUUGAACAGUUCAGUCGCAAUGUUCGAAUUACGACACUUCAUGGUCUUGAUUAUCUUGAAAAACCUCAAUUUAUUAAACUGGCUAAAUCAGUGAUAGAAUUUAUGAAGAUUAAAGAUUCGAAAGACUCAAUAAGUUAUCUUGAGGAAUUUGAAGAUAUUGCUGAAUCGGAAAUGACAAUGUAUCAAUCAUCUGAUUCGAUACAACAGUUUUUAAAAAUCCAACGGUCUUUGUUGGAUUGUGAAAAUGUUCUCCAAAUUCAGCAAUUCUUUGCAUUUUGUGGCUUAGGUUUUGAUAUAGAUGAAGUCUUUCAAUUAGCUUUGUCAGUGCAAAAAGUUCAACAACUACCGUAUGUUAAAAAUGCUCGUUUUUGGGGACGAAUUUUCGGUCUUCGAGCAUCUUACUUUGUUGUGGAAGCUGAGCUCACCAGAACUGAAAUUCAAAAUCGGUUAAAAGCUAUGAAAUCAAGAUUAUUAGAUGAAAUGAAAUCUUUUAUCACUGAGAGGGAACGUGAUCAAACAAAAUCUUUCUCAGAUGAAGAACUUAUUCCUGGUUCCAAAUGGAAAGAGGUUCUUACAGAAGAAGAAUUAAAGAAAAUGCAACAUCCUAUUGAACCAAUACCGAGACUUUAUUUUCAAAAAUUCUUUAAUGAACUCAAAGAACCAGUUGGAUCGGGGUUAAAUAGAAAAACUUAUUUUGUAACAACUUCUUUGAGUACAGACUGGCAAGAGCUUCCUAGCGUAGCUCCAAGUCAUAUAAAAACUUCGAAAAUUAUUAAAAAAUACUUCACUGGAGAUCUGAAUUUGAACCUAAGACCCUCGUUUCCGGGAAGUGAAAAACAUUAUCUAAGAGCAAUGAUUGCAAGAAUUUCAGCAGGGUCUUUAAUCGCCCCGAAAGGUUUUUACAGAAGAUUGACCAGAAGAGAGAGAAGAAUGAUGGAGGAAAACUAUGAUUUGGGUGAAGAGGAAUUUGAUUCAGAUGAAGAGGAUGAUGAUAUUGGUAAUGAUGAUUUGAUAACUCAAAACUAUGACUACGAACAGCUUUCUUUGGAAGAACUAACUCUACUAACUAAUUGGGUGCACUUUAGACCCAAUAUUCUAAACCAGGGUCGUAUCGUUCAUAUGAAUGAAAAGUUAGCCAUCAAAGAUCUGGAAAAGGAAGUUAUUUUGAGCAUGAAAAAUGGCAAUGAUUCUGCUUGGGAAGAUAAUGAAGAGAAUGAAUUGGAGGAAGAAGAAAAUCAAGAAGAAGAAGAUCAGGGGGAAGACAUUUUGCCAGAGGAAACAGGACCUGAACUUUUUUCAUCCUGUGACGAAGAUCAAAACAAUGAAGCAAUUCCUUCGUGGACAUUUCGUUACUCUAGCGUAUAUAAUAAAUUAAACCAAAUGAUUAUAAUGCGUUCGAACUUAUGGCCCGGUGCUUAUUCAAUUGCAUUUGAAAAUGUCUCUGAUUGCAUUUAUCUUGGAUGGGGUUUUAAAUAUAUUCCUCGAUGUACUUCAUUGCAACAACUUCCGAUUAUUCAAGAUUUCGAUUUUAGAGAUGAUGCUAAAGAAGAAAAUGACCCAUCUGUUGAAAUGGAAGAAAAGUGGAGAGCAUAUCACAUGAAGAAGAUUCUUUCCAAACAUAAUUACGAAGAAAUGAGUGAUGUAAGCGCAGAGGUUGAUUUUGAUGAUGAUGAAGUUUAAUAUAUAUACAAUUAUUCAAGAAUAUUAAAAGAAUUAAAAC
Molecule: messenger RNA, 2061 nt
Organism: Eupeodes corollae
Lineage: Eukaryota; Metazoa; Arthropoda; Insecta; Diptera; Syrphidae
Product: radial spoke head protein 4 homolog A-like
Exons: 2
Coding region: 60-2021 (653 amino acids)
Biological process (GO): axoneme assembly; cilium movement involved in cell motility; cilium assembly
Cellular component (GO): radial spoke; axoneme
Source: RefSeq, a predicted model, not a curated record